Hemicordylus capensis (graceful crag lizard) is the source of this 5301-nucleotide messenger RNA. It is a transcript of the gene C6H17orf113, whose product is annotated as chromosome 6 C17orf113 homolog. The transcript has 3 exons. The record is from RefSeq and is a predicted model, not a curated record. NCBI's taxonomy places the organism in Eukaryota, Metazoa, Chordata, Lepidosauria, Squamata, Cordylidae. The coding region runs from base 539 to 2599 and encodes 686 amino acids.
AGCCAGUGAGCAUCAGAAAGGAGAAUCAGAGGACUUAUACAGUGUAAAAAUGGCUGCUUCCAUAGCCCAAUCGGUGUGUGUUUGUGUGUGUGUGUGUGAGAGAGAGAGAUUGUUUGUGUGUUUGAGUGAAAGAGAUGGUGAACGUGUACACAGGGCUUUUGUCUGCAAAGGUCUAUGCCCAUCUCCUCCUUAAAUAUCUUAUUUAUUUUCAGCAGAGAAAAACAGGAAGAGUGAAGAGCUGGGGGAGAAGGCUGACUUUUCCUUGCAGGCUUUACAAACCUGAUGCACUCCCUUCUGAUGGGGCGGUGGGAGAGAGAGAGAAUUAAAGUGCAAUUUUUGCCUUUCCCCUAUAUAUUAAUUAAAAGCAACCAGUGAAGUUUUCCAAUGGCAGCUUUGCAAAAAACGUCAAACCAGGGAAGUGGUAAAUAGACCUUCCUUUCUAAAUUAAAUGUAAAAAGGCUGCUUCUCCUCCUGCAAGGGAGAAAAAAAAUUCAGUUCCUCCUCCGUAGCAUUUGAUUCCUCAGCCCGGAAGCCAGUUAUGGUGCCUCCUGGAAAGAAGCCUGCCGGGGAAACUUCCAAUUCAAAUAAGAAGUGCAAGCGGUAUUUCAAUGAACACUGGAAGGAGGAAUUCGCCUGGCUGGAGUUUGACUAUGAACACAAACUGAUGUUCUGCACCGAGUGCCGUCAAGCCCUUGUGAGAAACAAGCAUGGCAAAGCUGAGAACGCCUUUACCGUGGGCACGGAUAACUUCCAGCGCCACGCCCUUCUGCGCCACGUCACUUCGGGGGCUCACCGACAGGCCCUGGCAGUCAACCGUGAGCAGCUGGCUUCUGAGGCACAGCUGCAGAGCCCCCAGAAGCAGGGCUCAGCAGUCAAAGUAGAAGCCAGUCCCAUCAAGAUUGCUGUCCUCACCACUGUCUAUUGGAUGGCAAAGGAGGAGGUCCCUGAUGAGAAAUGUGCCUCCUUGCUUGAGCUGCAGAAGCUCAACCGCUGCCAAGCCCUGCUGACCUCUGAGCACGGCAGGUACUACCAUCCCAACAGCAUCCAGGCAAUGCAGGUGUCAAUCACCAAAGUCCUACACAACGAGGACAAGCUCAAGCUGAAAGCCUCACCUUUCAUUGGACUGGUGGUGGAUGAGACACUGGAUGCGCUGGACCGAAGGAGUCUGGCAAUAUUUAGCACUACCAUCUCCCCUCAUGAAGGCCAAACCUCCAUCAUGUUCCUGGGCACCAUUCAGCUUCUGGACAGUGAGGACUACACAGCAGCAGACAAAACAGUCAAGGUGAUGCGUUCUUUUGGUGUGCCAACCAUGAAGGUUGCAUGGUUGAACUCUGGGGGAUCUUCCCUGUUGACUCACAGACUCAGUGGUGUAGGAUCUAAGGUGAAAUCUAUCUGCCCUUUGCUCACUGAGAUGCAUUGUCUCUCCGAUCACUGGAGUAGUUUGCUGCUGGUGGCAAAGGAAAUCUUUGACAUGGAGUAUGUGCAGAAAUAUGAGGCUGUGGUGGAUGUUGUCUACAGAUUCUCUGUCAACUUCACAGCAGAAAACAGUAGCCUCCAAGAGUUACAGAGUGUCUUUGAGUUCUGUGAAAUAGACAUGGAAAGGCCCAAGGCCAUUCACUGGAGCUCUGUUUUACCAGCUGUGGAGGCUAUUGAUUCCUCUUGGCUUACCUUGCUGCUUCAGCUAGAGAGUGAAUCGGAAAGAUUCACAUUAGCAUUUGGUCUCUGCGAAGAGCUCAAGAAAUUCCAUUUUGUUGCCUUCACUAAAGUACUUCUGGACAUCUUGCCCAUCUUCCAGAAACUAAACCGUUUCCUCCAGUUGGAAGACUUAGAUCUCUCUAUCUUGAAGCCCAUAGUCUCUGCCACCAUAAUCAAUCUUGAAAACCAGAAGAAUUCCAGUGGCCAGAAUUUCCAGAAGUUCCUUAAUGAACUCACUGAGCACCCCUGUGAAGACCAGGAUGUACAAAGUAGGUUCUACUACAAAGGAAUGGAACUGACCGGCUGUUCCAAAGUACACCUGACUAACUUUGAGCAUUUCAAGGAGACUUAUUUGGAGUGUAUCCAGUGCAACCUGAAGGAUAGAUUUCCUAGUAACUCUUUGGAAGUGGUCAACUCUUUCUCUGCUAUCUUUAACCCCAAGUGCUAUCCCCAGUCUUUGGAUGAGAUUGGAAGCUAUGGUAUGGAUGAACUAAACUUCCUUUUGCAGGCAUAUUCCUAUGUGGUGGUAAGCGAUCGGGCACUGAAUGAUUUCCCCCUCUUCAAACGGAUAGUAUUUAGCCUUAAUCAGCUCUCCUACAAAGAUCUUUGUGCUAAGCUGGUCUAUGGAAAUUCAGAGAUGCAUGAAUUGUUCCCGGACUUUGCUGUCCUGGCUGCAGUUGCUCUGGUGAUGCCUUUUGGCUCUGCGCUCCGUGGAAAAAUCAAUAGAGGAAGGGAGCUCCUUAAGCGAGGCCAGUGGGGUUACUCAAAAGAAGAUCAAGGCUUGUGCAGAGUUAUGAAAAUUGCCAUUGAUGGACCAACCCUCAAUGAGUUUGAUUUUACUUUAGCCCUUGAGUAUUAUGAAAGCAUGAAAGAAACAGAUUUUAUAACUGCACAAGUGAAAUAAGGUUUAGAAAGGGACAUUAAAAACAUUUGCACAGAUUUGCUGGAAAAAAAUGUGAAAGUGUUAAAUCUUUAGUGAUUUUACCUGCCUGAUCUGGGGAGGAUGGGGAAAGAGAGGAGUGCUAUCUAAAGGUUUACAUUCUUUCUUCCUUUUCCUCCCACCAAACACUUGCCUUGUUCUGUAGUGAGUUGCAAGUUCUCGAAGUGUAUACAGCUAGCCACAAAAUGGAUUUCCUGUUCCUUCAACAUCUGGGAAGUGUCAGUUGUGGCUGGAAAUAAAAUGAGAAUGCAAUGUCUCUUGAUCCAUGUUGAUUCUAAUCAGCCAAUUGGUUGAAAAUUUGAUAUAGCACUUCCCAGAUUUUAGGAAACUCUGCUUCAUGUGUAGCAACUGAGCACAACUGGUAGAUUAAUCUGUUGCCCAUCUUGGUAAAGCACAAAAGCCAGGUUACCCCUGUGUAUGAGGACCAAAACUUUGUGUGGAUGGAGGAAGAAACGGAACUUCUGUGUGUGGUGGGGAUGGGAGAAGAAAACACAGUAUACAUGGAUAAAGGGCCAUAAAGAGCUAUGAGGUGCUGAGAAUGGAUUCCUAGUUUAUCUCUGGCCUAAAUAUUGUUCUGUUUACUGCUGGGUUGGAAAUUCACAAGUCCCAACCCACUAACCAAAUCUUCCAUGUCCCCUCUUACAAAUUUGCCCCAGAGCUCCUAUUUGGCCACAUUUUGUCUUCUUUUUACUGCCAUCCCGCCUCCUACUUUGCCCACACAUGGAUUCCCCACAAUCAGCUGGAGAAAGAGAAACACCAAGGUUCUGAGGAAGUGCAGGGGGUGUGGCUGGCAUGCAGAGUCGAGCUUUAGAGUUUAGCUUAUUUGUAGAAUUUUACACAUGGCUUAGCAGGCACUGUCAUGUGUUUUCCUAAAAAGGAAGUUACUACUGCUUCAUCCAGGAUGUAGGAAAGAAGAGGAAGCACCUCAUGAUUUCUCACUCUACUCUUGCUUGUAUGGAGGAGAGCAACAGGACUUCUUGUAGCAGGAAGAAUGGAAGGUGAUAGGGAAGACAAGUACAUACGGAGCUACAUAUGCGCAGGAGAGCUCUUUUCAUCUUUGUAUGUGACCCAUUGAUCAGUGUAGAACAUCUUACCCACCAAGUUUCAGGGCUGGUGGUCUAGAAGCACACAGGCACUGAAGAUUUAGUAGCACUUUGGUGUAUUCCUGAGUGAAGAUUUGCUCAGACUUGAGGACCCAACCCAAACAUAGCAGCUUUAAAGACCCAUGUGAAAUUCUAUCGGCUCCUUGUGUCACCUGAUCCCUGCUGGAUUUCUAGCUGCAGUAACACUGUCUGGCCAUCUCUAGCAGUGGUACAGCAGACAGCAGGUUAACAGCUUCUUUAUCUGACAGAUAACCAUGGUGCAGAAGUAAGGUGCCUGGUUCCUAUUGCUGGAGUCCCUGGUUUGAAACUUCUGGAGCCACCCAAACAACCAAAAUAUUUCCCCUCCCUGAAAUACUCCCCAGCAGGCUCACCUUAACUUUGUUUUUAAAUGCCUUAUUGGAACUCUUCCUACCAACAUUGUCUGCUGCAGGAAAGAAUGGCUACAGUCCUGCUUCAUUUAAAAAAUAAAUAAAUGGGGGAGAGGAUUUCUGCUAAUGCAUUCAAUGGUAGUAGCAGGAUUGUGCCCAAUGCAUUAAUCCACCAGCAAAUAAUGAAAAAUAAUGGUUUAUUUUAAUGCUGAGUUUAAAAUGUAUAUUACUGUCUUCAUUCUAGCAGCAACAUGAGAAAGUGUCAUCCUUAAACAUUCUUCCUGUUGUCACCAGGGACUGACAGACACUCUCUCUCUGAGGGACAGAGGACUAAAUCUUAAAAACUUACUGUCACCCAAGUAAUGAACUGAAUUUUCUUCUAGAAAAUUAAGCAAACUUUGAAUGCUUUAUUGUAUGUAUAUUUGCAAUGUAUAUAACUAUGUAAGAUAAAUUUGUGUUAACAUUCCUAGCAUGUUUUUUUUUUCUUAAGUAAAGCUUUUUGCUCUCUCUCUCUUUUUGUAAUAACAAUGUAUACGUGGGAUCCUAGUAUUAAUCAUUUGUCUGAUUUUCUUUGCAUUUUCCUUGGUUGCUGUGCUAUAGCCCAAGAACUUUUCAUUUGAGUGUGGGAUUUUAAGAGAGCAGUGUGCUCAACUUUAGAACUUAGAGGGAGAUUUGGCUUCCUGCCACCAAUAUUUGGGAACAGUAAAGCUAAUAAACAUGUUUACUUUGCUUGGGGCUGGGUGAGUGUGAUAAUUAAAAAUGGUCGCAGUGUGGCUUGGUGAAUGCGUGUUGUAGCCAUAGAGUUAGAAAGACUAGAGCAGGGGUGGCGAACCUGAGGGUCUCCAGCUGUAUAAAUUAAAGCUAUAGAUGAUGUGAGUUGUAGUCCAGCAACAACUGGAAACCCCCGAAGUUGGCCACCCCUGGACUAGGGAAACCUCCAAGUUUCCUGUUUAAUAUACUCCUGCUAACUUGGCAAAGAGGCACCUUUUAACGUGGUGAUUCUCUUUCUUUAGUAGGGGGAGAGUAACUGGCCCUAUCCACCGCCAGCACAGGACCUCCAGUGACUAUUGCUGGUGUCUAUCUUGUGUUUCUUUUUAGAUUGUGAGCCCUUUGGGGACAGGGAGCCAUCUUACUUGUUUGUUAUUUCUCUGUGUAAACUACCCUGAGCCAUUUUUGGAAGGGUGGUAUAGAAAUC